AGAAGGAAGGUAGAGGUGGGAGGGAAGGAGGGAGGGCGGGAGAGGAACACGCGUGGACCGUGAAAGACUUCGUGACUCGUCCCUUGCGGUGGCCGUCAGUUUCUCGGCAGCGGUUCUUGGUGUCGCUUCAGCCGUGUGCCUCGUCUUGCGUGCCACGGUUUCUACUUGCAUUGUUUACGAGAUAAAUCAUGAAGUGAAAGUGUUGUUAUCAAGAUCAACACUCUGGUAUUGGCGGACCAAGUGUUCGUGUGCGUCGGUCUGAAAAAAAGUUACUGGACCCUGCGUUGGUCGUGACGCUGCAGCAUCUGUGGGCUGCGGCCGGCCAUGGCGUAUCUCCGGCGGUACCUUCUGCUGCUACUACUUCCAGCAUACUCGUGCGCCAGGUUCUACAUUGGACGCUAUAAAACUGUAGCCUCAUCCGACAGCGUCAGCCAGGCGAGGAGUCUGCCGUAUAUUGUGUAUCCCGGAGAGGCGGGCAGUGAGGCUCUGGCCUUCGACCAACACACGCAAAGGCAGUGGCGCGUGGAACGUCCGCCGAAUCGCCUUGGCCACUUAGAACCAGCAGGUGCCUUCGGCCUCACCAACAACUACGGCAAUGAUCCCUACGACGGCUACACCCUUGUGCACAAAGACGAGGUGAAGUACGUGGUGCCGCCCUUCACUCCGGGUGGUCGAGUCCAUGUUGCUUUCCAGUUUUGGAUUCCCAUCAGCAUUGGCGGGUUCUCUGUGACGGGCCGAGAUCUGGAGAACGCCCUCAGGUCUUCUAACCCUACGGCCUACAUCACCUCACUCUUCCUCAAACAUCUGUCUGCCAAUACUACAGCCGGCGAGCUGCUGGGCGAGGUGGAGGCACCAGUAGUAGAGGCAGCGAUCGAAAGAUUCCUAGACUGGGUGGUGCCUCACCUCCAUCAUUUUAUAGGCAGCAACACCAAUGCACUAAACACUUUAACGCCAACGAGUGACAAGAAAAGGCACAAGACGAGAAAAAACAAGAGAAGUUUAGUUCAGAAAGCGGGCAGGAAGCGGCGGGCGAUAUCUUCCUUCUUCAGUCAGGAACAGGACGAAGAGAACCGCAUAAUAAAAAGAGAUUUAAACUACAAUCAUGACUACCUCACCCCCACAGCAGACUACUCCAAUGAAAAGAAAACCAGACACUCUACAAGCAACCUAUCGCCUGAUGACGGUAAUAUACAUAGAGAACACAAGAUAGAGAAGAAAAGCCUCGAUGCGGCUGCCGACUUCACUGAAGUUAAAAAAGAGAGCCACGUGCAGGACGCAAGAAGUCAUUUGGCCCCGCGUUUGGGAGACCACCGCAACAAAAGGCAGGUGCGUGAUUUCUCUGACGGCUGGGUGACCAUUGGCGGAGGCAAGGAACGCGACACUACGAACCCCGCGGCCCCGCUCAUGACUCGGCUGCCGGUGUGGCCGCCUUCUCGGCCGGGUCGAGUGCAGAACGACCGGCUGCUGUGGGAUGGCGACCAGCCCGUAAUAACUCACAACAAUUUGAGUAUGGAGCAAGAUAAACAACCAAGUGUCGACUUCACAUCACCAAUCGACCACCCUUCCUCACGCCCUAGCCCGACUUCCUCCUCCUUAAAUUGGUCUUCAUUUACCACACGUCCCCCACACCGCCCUUUACCCUCACAUCCUUCUCAGACGCCGACCUCUCAACCCACCGACUACAGGCCUUCCUCUUCUUCUUACCCCUCCUCUUCCUCCUCUUCCUCAAGACCUAUUGAACUUAAGCCUCCAUUCCUUCUUAGUUCCUUCGACGACCUUCCGUCCCUCGCUCCACUUGACUCCAAGGCACUCGACGUGAGAAAUCGUCUGUCUCGCCUCGACUACCUGUUCACCAACCUGCACCUGGAGCACGAGGACUGCCGGCGGAGGGUGCUGUGUGAGGUGGCCCUGGACCGUGACACCUUCGACCCGCUCUCUAGCAUGAUUCAUGAUGAGACAAGACUCCCAGGGAAUCCAGUGGAGGUUAGUCGAGAACUUCUCAACACAGCUGAAGGUUCCAGGCUCCUGUCCUAUGUUGAGGCUGUCAAGGUUGGGGAGGACAGAGCCAACGCGUGUGACUUGUACCGGUACCGCUGCCGCGUGCAAGCCCGCCAGGUGAUCAACACGGACAUACUACCCAUCUGGAGGGAGGUGGUGCGCUGGCUCACAGUCAAGGUCCUCACACAAAACUCAUCUAGACAGAGUGAAAAUCUUGGCGUAUACUGAUAUAACUAUCGUGAUAUGUGAAUUACUGAUGUUGAGUUAUAUUGUGACAUUCUGUAUUUUUGUUUUCUUUCAUGUAUUGACAGGCUUCUUUGGUGAUGAUGAGAACAUAAUAAAGAGUUUCUAAUGCCUACAAAAUAACAAUAAUUGGUCAGUGCAAGCGGAGAGCGAUGGAUUAGCAAUGGGCAUCGAGGAGGGCACAGUAUAUUUGUCAUUGAGGGGUUAUUUGUUGUUUCCACAAGCUACUGAAGUGUCCAAACGAUAAUGUAGUAUUGAUAAUUUGAAAUAGUGAAAUGUAUAUAUAUGAUGUUAUGAGGUUUUGAGUGCACGGAAGCAAUCAUUAAUAGAUAAGAAGGCGAAAUUAGGAAUAAUGGCUUAAUGGGAAGAUGGCAGAUAGAAAAUUAUUCAUUUCAUGUUUGGGUUUUCCGAAUACAAUGAAACUCCUUCACAGACCGAAAAAAAAAAUUAAAUUAAUUACGGGGAAAAAAAAUCACAUGACUAUCUUCAAAGGCCUAAGAGAUGAUUACCCGGGUUCUUAAGAGUGUUUCUCCUAUCAGUAAUGCAGAAAUUUCGUCACUUUGUCACUAUAACCAUGAAAACACCCUUAAAAGGUCCCACGCAACUUCAUCUAGAGCCUUUUGAAAGUAAACGGAACGGUGAAGAAAAUUAAUGUUUCAGAUUAAAGCUUCAUCAGAGGCCACAUUUGUGAGUGAACCUUUUCCACUACGUGCAACGGAGAUCAAUAUAUAUAUAUAUA
Messenger RNA from Scylla paramamosain (green mud crab), 2980 nucleotides. RefSeq lists its product as uncharacterized. The coding region runs from base 325 to 2226 and encodes 633 amino acids. The record is from RefSeq and is a predicted model, not a curated record. Lineage: Eukaryota; Metazoa; Arthropoda; Malacostraca; Decapoda; Portunidae. The transcript is spliced from 7 exons.